This is a messenger RNA of Daldinia caldariorum, 1837 nucleotides long. RefSeq names its product class II aaRS and biotin synthetase. Bases 157 to 1662 code for a protein of 501 amino acids. The transcript has a single exon. The record is from RefSeq and is a predicted model, not a curated record. Gene Ontology annotation, molecular function: ATP binding; threonine-tRNA ligase activity. NCBI's taxonomy places the organism in Eukaryota, Fungi, Ascomycota, Sordariomycetes, Xylariales, Hypoxylaceae. Gene Ontology annotation, biological process: threonyl-tRNA aminoacylation. Gene Ontology annotation, cellular component: cytoplasm.
CCCUGUCACUUUUCCACUCCCGCAAGCUAUGGGCCAAUAAAUUAUUUUACAGUCAAAAGUAUCAAUAAUCAAUAUUUUUUAUUUUUCUCACGGUCUACCUGAAACUUUAAAACCUUCGUCAUGGUUAUAGAGUAACCCAAACCGUACAUCGGAGGCAUGUUCGCAAGAAGGAUAUUGAGGAUAUACCCUCACGUAUCCAGAUGUACCAUCCGAAUACGUAGUGGCGAAACCCUUUUGAGGUAUCCCUGGAAUCGAUCCUGUUCGUCGCAUGCGACUCCGACUCCGACUCCGGGUCUCCCACCGAACCCCCCCGGCGAUCACCGGCAACUUGGUAUCCAACAAGAACUUUUCACUACCUCGAUAUAUAGUCCCGGUUCUCCCAUACUGCUGCCUAACGGCGCACGCAUUUUUAACCGCCUAGUGGAUUUUCUGCGAAAGCAAUACGUACGAUAUGGAUUCGAAGAGGUUAUUACGCCGACCAUCUAUAAAAAGGCCCUGUGGAGGAAAUCGGGCCACUUGGAAAAUUAUAGCGAGGAUAUGUAUACGGUGACAAGUACGUCACCAGCGCGGAGCGAUAGUUAUAAACCUGGCGACGAGGAGGACGAGUAUGGUCUCAAGCCCAUGAAUUGCCCGGGCCACUGCUUGAUCUUUGCGGAUCAGCUACGGAGCUAUCGACAAUUGCCUAUUCGAUAUGCUGAUUUCUCUCCACUACACCGAAACGAGAUAUCGGGGGCUUUGAGUGGCCUGACUCGAGUACGACGUUUUCACCAAGAUGACGGCCACAUAUUUUGUCGACCGAUACAGAUCGAGGAGGAAAUUAAGAAGACCCUAGACUUCGUGCGCGUCGUUUACUCCACAUUCAAACUAGGUCCAUACCGGUUAGCUCUCUCGACACGUCCCGAGGAUCAUUACAUAGGAACUGCCGAGGAAUGGGAGGGUGCCGAGAACGCUCUUAAGAGAGCGCUGGACGCAUCGGGUCAGGAAUGGACUGUGAACGAAGGCGACGGCGCGUUCUACGGACCCAAGAUCGAUAUCGUGUUGAGAGACUCGGACGGCAAAGAACACCAAACCGCUACGAUACAGCUAGACUUUCAGCUGCCAAAACGGUUUGAGUUGGGUUACUUAGCGCCAGCGCCGGAGUUUGAGCGAAGAGGUGAGGUUACAAUGGACCCGGACAAGCUAGCGGAGUCUGAUCUUGUAACCCCUGUCCUGAUUCACAGAGCUGUGCUGGGCUCGGUAGAAAGACUGCUAGCUCUGCUUAUCGAACAUUACAACGGCAAGUGGCCGUUUUGGUUGAACCCGAGGCAGGUAAUGAUAGUCACUGUCAAUGAUACCGAACCAGUAGUAGGACUAGCCAAGAUGGCCCAAGAUGUCCUAAUGGGAAGGGAUGGGCCGGCAGACGGUCCGGUCGUAAACCCUUCCCAACUCGUAGUAGAUGUUGACGAUAGCCCACGAAGCGUCUCGCUCAAAGUUCGAGAGGCCAAGUCUAAGGGUUAUAGCGUCAUCGUUACCGUCGGCCCAAAACAGGUGCCAGAGGGCACUGUGACAGUGGACAUGUCCGGGUUGGAGAGUAGCGAUAGCGAGAAGAAAUCGCAGAAGCAGGACAUGCUACCAAAAGAAUUAUUUGCGAUUCUAAAGAAUAAAGCUGACUCCUAUCAAUAAUGAACACCAUAACCUUCGUAGGAUUUACGAAUUAAUUAUGCCGUUUUGAAUUAACACCGUUUUUCGCAAGCUACGGCCUGAAAUACCAAUGUCAGCUCCUUAACUCUCAGAGUCAUCUGGAUCAUGGCCUUUUUCAUGUCCUUCCCGUCGCGUUUUUUCCUGCUGUUCUUUCUGC